AAUAUAUUCAUUACGAACUAGGCACGUAGAAGAUUUUUCGUGUAUUAUUGAGAUUCGAUUACAUUCAUUUAUUAUUUAUACAAAUAGUUUACAGAGUUUAAAUAACAAAGGUGAACUGUUUUCAAUUCGAUACAAACAACCAGAUACUCUACAGCGAAUGUCUCUCAUUCGCCUAGGGAAUUGGAUCGCUCAGCAAGCAGAACUACACAUGGCUUUAGUAACUAACCAAGGUUUGGUAUACCUGAAUUUAGGUUCAUUGUCAGGAGGAUGGAAAACAGCAGAUAUGGAAGCAUCUAUAAUAAAAUCAUUAAAGGAAUUACACGCGCUAAAGUAUCUUUACAUAAAUUAUGACUGCACCGACAAAAUAUUAAAAUGUAUUGUUGAGAGCUGCACAAAACUAGUGAAAUUAGAUGUUUCUUGUUCAAAAUGUAUAACAAAUGAAAGUAUAGAUAUAAUAUGUAAAUUUAAGAGGUUAAAAAGUAUACAGUUGUAUCAGACAUUUGUUACCUGGGAAGGUUUUGUAAACCUACUUAUUAAUUGCAAAACUUUGGAAGAUAUUGGAAGAUGUGACGAAGUUGGAAGAGUUUUGGAAUUUAUAUAUAAAAAUUGCCCAGAAUCAUUACCAUUUAAUUUAAAAAUAUUUGUAAGUCGAUAUGCUAACAGUAAACAUCUACAACUGGCCGUUGAUACUUGCCCUAACAUUUGUAAUAUGACUGUAUUCCAUAACACAUUGCAAAGUGAUUUAUUAGUACUUAUUGGAUUGAAAAAUCUCACCAAACUGAAGUUAUUAUCUUGCGAUUUUUAUGCAGAUCAAAUAAAACAAGUGUUACAAGUAAAGGGUUGUAAUUUGUCUUAUUUACAUUUGGAGCAUGUGGAUCAAAUAGACUUGAAUGCUUUGAUGUACAUAAGUCAAAUGUGCCCACUAUUACAUACUUUAACAUUCUAUAACUGUUCACUUAUUCAACAUACAUCUUUGUUUACUAAAAAGUUAGAGAUUUUACCAUUUAGGAAUUUAAGAAAACUUACUUGUGUAUCUGGAUUUUCUGAUGAGCAAUUACUAUUUUUACUAAGUAAUUGUAUUAAUAUUGAAUUUAUUCAAAUAGGCACAGCUGUUCAGUUAACUGAUAAUUUUAUAAUGAUGUUAUUAGAAAAAAAUCCUUUAAUUUAUCUUAAAGAACUAAGAAUAAUGCAAUCAGAUUUUCUUACCAUUGCAUCAAUAGAAAAAAUAAUUCAAAAUUGCAUAAGUUUGGAAAUUUUGGUAGAAUUAGAAAGCUGGUCGAUGUUGUCAGAAAGUGACAGAGAUUAUAUAAAAAAUUAUAUAAAAGUCAAUAACUACAACAUUGAUACUUCACCCACAAGUUCAAUAAGAAGAUAUGAUAUCUAAUUCAAGCAACAAAACCAUUAUCUAUUAAUAAAAAAAGUAAAAGUGUACUAUGAGUUACAAUUUUUUGU
Pieris rapae (cabbage white) is the source of this 1452-nucleotide messenger RNA. RefSeq lists its product as uncharacterized. NCBI's taxonomy places the organism in Eukaryota, Metazoa, Arthropoda, Insecta, Lepidoptera, Pieridae. The transcript has 3 exons. The record is from RefSeq and is a predicted model, not a curated record. Bases 158 to 1384 code for a protein of 408 amino acids. Gene Ontology annotation, biological process: SCF-dependent proteasomal ubiquitin-dependent protein catabolic process. Gene Ontology annotation, cellular component: SCF ubiquitin ligase complex.